This is a messenger RNA of Pan troglodytes (chimpanzee), 931 nucleotides long. RefSeq names its product sterile alpha motif domain-containing protein 1-like. The transcript has 3 exons. The coding region runs from base 1 to 696 and encodes 231 amino acids. The record is from RefSeq and is a predicted model, not a curated record. NCBI's taxonomy places the organism in Eukaryota, Metazoa, Chordata, Mammalia, Primates, Hominidae.
AUGGCGAAGCUGGAGAGCCCCGGCGGGCAGCGGGCGGCGGGGCCGUCUACUCGGCGAGCUCCGCGCUUUGCCCGCGGCUCCGCCCGCCGGCGGCGGCUGCCCAGGGCCCUCCCGCGCGGGCGCGCUCUGGAUUGGCCGUGGCCGGGCAGAGGCAGCCAGUUUGGGCCCGGCUGCCCUCGCCCGCCCCCCACCCCGCCCCGGCCCUUUGUACAGCAAUUGCAACAAGUGGGAGCAGAGGUAAGUCGCAGCUCCGGGCGCCGGCUCCCGGGGCCCCGUGGGGCGGCGGCAGCGCGCGCGCUCUGCCCUCGGGCGGCCCCGCUCUCCCCCGCCCGGCCCCGCAGCCCCGCAAUAACUUGGCUGGGCGGGGUCCGGCACUGGGCUAGAGAGGUCGAGCGCGGCGUCUUGAGCCGCUGGCGGGAGGCUGCUGCUUCCCCGCCUGCAUCAGUGCGGGUCCCGCGGACUCCUCGCCCCCGUCCCCGCGAGCUCGGGGCUCCACAUCAAGGAAAUCCUCAGCCCGGGAGUGGCUUCCCCAGAAGCAGCAGCCCCAAGCCUCCGAGAGUCAGUCGGAGAAAAGGACACACUCAGGCGCCCUGCGACAGGGAUGCCCGUCCGACCUACAAGGAACGCCUCGUAAACCGGGGUGCAUGGGAGACCACGGAAAUAACACGUUCUCGCUGUUUCCAAGCUUUGGGAUAGGCAUCUCGACCCUCGCUCUCUACCCACGUUUCCCCCCCAAAUCCUGGAGAGGGAACCAGAACCAGCGCCCCGCUGCGGGGCGGGCCGGCCAGCGCACCUCCUGGGGGUCACACCGACAAAUCUGAAGCGGGUUUGCCAGGGGAGUGUACCCGUCUCCCCGGCCUGGGCCACCCGGUCCACAGGGAUUCCAUUUCCGGCCUUACACUCCGCUCCACGAUCCCAUCCAGGCGCUGCA